Messenger RNA from Elgaria multicarinata webbii, 1750 nucleotides. Its product is annotated as keratin, type I cytoskeletal 24-like. Gene Ontology annotation, biological process: intermediate filament organization; epithelial cell differentiation. Gene Ontology annotation, molecular function: structural molecule activity. Lineage: Eukaryota; Metazoa; Chordata; Lepidosauria; Squamata; Anguidae. The transcript has 8 exons. The record is from RefSeq and is a predicted model, not a curated record. Gene Ontology annotation, cellular component: cytoskeleton. Bases 93 to 1499 code for a protein of 468 amino acids.
GUCCCGUUCGCACACUAGCUGUCUGUCCUGUGGCUCUGCCUGUUCUUUGACUCUGCCAGCUGCAUUUUAGCAAACACAUCACUUGGGCUACAAUGUCUCUUCGGAUUUCUACCGCAUCCAGGAGAAUUUCUUCCCUUGCAGGGGGUGAUGGAGGUGUCAAACUGUCAAGCGGCAGUCUGCAUGGCUUUGGCGGGGGAUCUCUAGUAGGGUUCGGCAGUGGCUAUGGAGGGGGUGUAUGCAGUGGCUUUGGUGGAGCUGGCUUCGGUGGCGGAGCCGGCAUGGGUUGUGGAGCCGGCAUGGGUGGUGGGGCCGGCUUCGGUAGUGCCUCUAUGGCAGGUGGCUACGGAGCAAACUACCGCUCUAGCUCAACUAUGGGCGUUGGCGGUGGCUUUGGAGGGGGAGACAGUGUCUUUUUGGCUGGUGCUGAAAAGGAAACCAUGCAGAACCUUAACAGCCGCCUAGCAAACUACUUGGAAAAGGUGCGUUCUUUGGAGGAGGCCAAUGCAGAGCUUGAGCGUAAAAUUCGCCACUGGUAUGAGAAAAAUGGACCUGGAGCUCCUGGAGUUACCCGCGAUUACAGCAAAUAUCACCAGAUAAUUGAAGAUCUUCGCAACCAGAUAGUCAAUGUGACCAUCGACAAUGCCAAUGUGGUCUUACAGAUUGACAAUGCCAGGCUUGCUGCUGAUGACUUCAGACUGAAAUUUGAAAAUGAGCUCUUCCUCCGCCAGAGUGUUGAAGGAGACAUCAAUGGUCUGCGCAGAGUACUUGAUGACCUGACCAUGAACCGGUCUGACCUGGAGGCACAGCUGGAAAGCCUUACUGAGGAAAUGGCAUACCUUAAGAAAAACCAUGAGGAGGAAAUUACCUUACUGAGAAGCAGCUCUACAGGCGAUGUCACAGUGGAAAUGAAUGCUGCUCCGGGGGUUGACUUGACGAAGCUACUGAAUGACAUGAGAGCGCAAUAUGAAGACCUCGCGGAACAGAAUCGCAGAGAGGCUGAAGAACAAUUCAACAAAAUGAGCCAACCACUGCAGCAGCAGAUCUACGAUGACGCCGGUGCUGUAAACUCAGCCAGGAAUGAGUUAAUAGAACUAAAACGCUCUUUUCAGUCACUGGAAAUUGAGCUACAGUCCCUUCUGGCUAAGAAAGCCUCUCUGGAAGGCACCUUGGCAGAAACAGAGGGGAACUACAGCAGUCAACUUUCACAGUUACAGCAUCAAGUUAGCAGCCUGGAGGAACAGCUACAGCAGAUCAGGUCUGAAACAGAAUGCCAAAAUUCAGAGUAUCAACAACUAUUGGGCAUUAAGACCAGACUGGAAAUGGAGAUUGAAACAUACCGACGCCUGCUAGAUGGGGAAAGUUUCCGUUCAUAUGAGACAAAAGUUCAUGUCAGAGAACCUACCAAAACCAGGGUGGUGAAGACCAUUGUUGAAGAAAUGGUGGACGGCAAAGUAGUCUCUUCUCAAGUGAAAUCAGUUGAAGAAAGGGCAACUAAGUGAGCUGUGUUGAAAACACAAUAGGGAACCCUUCAACGCUUGCCAGCAAGGGAGAACCCAAGUAGAAAAAUACCUCCUGGAACCGGAAUCAAUUACAGCAUAGUAGCUUCUUGCAAAUAAGGGCCCUAGAGAAAAAAAAUCCACAAUAUGCUUUCUUCUACUUUUUAAGGAGGUGUAAUCUUUUAUAAGUACUGAGAACUACAUUCUGUUUACUGCUGCAAUUGCAAUAAACUUUCUUACUGCUGCAAAUUAAA